GGAGAAGCCAGUACUGCUGGGAGUGAGGGCGGCGAGGGCGAGACCGAACUCCUCGAGGCACUCUCCCUGAAGGAGCGGAUGGCAAGAUACCAGGCAGCUGUUUCCAGGGGUGACGCCCGCAGCUUCUCGGCUAAUGUCAUGGAAGAAUCUGAAGUGUGCACCGUGCCUGGUGGUUUAGCCAAGAUGAAGAAACAAUUUGAAAAGGAUGAAGUGACUUCAACCUGUAAUGGUUUCUCUGAGUAUCAAUACCAACACCAGAGCAGAUCUGAACAGGAAGCAAUCCACAGCAGUCAAGAAAUGAGAAGGAAUGAUCAAGAAGUUUCUAAAGCAUAUGGAACUGAUGUCUUCAAAACAGAAAUGAUAUCACAUCUUGAAAAGCACACUGAGGAAAUAAACCAAGCUUCACAGUUUCAUCAAUAUGUUCAAGAAACAGUCAUUGAUACACCUGAAGAAGAAGAGAUUCCUAAGGUUUCCACUAAGAUUUUAAAAGAGCAAUUUGAAAAAUCUGCCCAGGAAAAGUUUCUCUACUCUGACAAAGAAACAACUCCAUCCAGGUGUAUAAAGAUUAAAAAUGACAGUGAAGAACCCUUAAAGCCAUCAUCAGCUGUGGGUACCUCUUGUUCUUACACUUCAACCAGUCAGAGGAAGGAAACGUCAACCUCAAGUUACAGUAAUCACAGUGUCACUUCAGCAUCCCUGGCACAAGUUAAUGGCACUCCUUCAGGGAAGGUGGAAGAAUUUCCUCCUCCCCCACCUGAUGUGCUUCAAACACCAAUGGAUGUGACAGCAUUUUCCCAGUCCCCUGAAUUCCCCAACCCUCCUAGAGGACUACCAAUCCCCAAAGAUUUAUAUUCUAAACAAAGAAAUUUGUAUGAAUUAAACCGUUUAUAUAGACAUAUUCAUCCCGAGUUAAGAAAAAACUUAGAGAAAGACUACAUCAGUGAGGUUUCUGAAAUUGUUUCUAGCCAGAUAAACUCAGGAAACUCAGGUUCAGCAGAUGUACAACAAGCUCGGUAUAUUUUUGAAAACACAAAUGACAGUUCUCAAAAGGAUCUAAACUCAGAAAGAGAAAACCUGGAAUGGGAUGAAAUUCUGAAAGGAGAGGUGCAGUCAAUGAGAUGGAUUUUCGAGAAUCAACCAUUAGAUUCUAUCAACAAUGGUUCUGCAGAUGAAGAGUACUCUCCCAAGACUGUUGCUGACCAAGAACUCAUUGCUGGGGGUGAUGUGAAGUAUACUACUUGGAUGUUUGAAACUCAGCCAAUAGAUGCACUGGGGGUCCCUUCUGCUGGCACUGAAGGAAACACAGGGAAGAUUCCUGAGCUAGCUAGAGGAGAUGUUUGCACAGCAAGGUGGAUGUUCGAAACAAGGCCUUUAGACUCCAUGAACAAAAUGCACCAAAGCCAAGAAGAAACAGCAUCUACUGCUAUAAAUGACAUAACUGGGGGAGACGUCAAGACAGUAAGAUACAUGUUCGAGACUCAACACCUAGAUCAACUCGGACAGCUUCACUCCGUGGAUGAGGUUCACUUAUUACAACUCAGAUCUGAACUCAAAGAAAUUAAAGGAAAUGUUAAGAGAAGCAUAAAGUGCUUUGAAACGCAACCAUUGUAUGUCAUCAGAGAUGGUUCAGGCCAAAUGCUAGAAAUCAAAACCGUACAGAAAGAAGACAUCGAAAGGGGGGAUGUGAGAACAGCACGUUGGAUGUUUGAAACGCAGCCUUUGGACACAAUUAACAAAGAUAUCACAGAAAUUAAAGUUGUUCGAGGAAUAUCCAUGGAAGAAAAUGUCAAAGGUGGGGUGAGUAAAGCAAAGUGGUUAUUCGAGACUCAACCCCUGGAGAAAAUCAAAGAAGAUUCAGAAGAGGCUGUCCUUCAAAAAGAAGCAAUCAUAGGUACAGAUGUUUCUAAGAAGUGUUGGAUGUUUGAAACACAGCCAUUAGACAGUCUAAAAGAAGUUCCUGAUGCAGAUACUGUAUCAGCUGAAGAGAGAAUAGGAGGUGACGUAAAAACCACCAAACAUCUAUUUGAAACACUUCCAAUAGAGGCUCUAAAAGACAGUCCUGAUGUUGGAAAGCUUCAAAAAAUCACUGCCUCUGAAGAAGAAAAGGGAGACGUGAAGCACCAGAAGUGGGUCUUUGAAACUCAACCUUUAGAAGACAUUAGAGAAGAUAAGAAAGAGUAUAUAAAAACAGUGAGGCUGGAAGCAGUUGAUAGAGGUAAUGUAAAGAACUAUACACAUAUCUUCGAAGCCAAUAAUUUAAUUAAGGUUGAUGCAGCACAUCAAAUUGAGGUGGAAGGAGUCACCAGAGGCACUGUGGAGUUGAAUAAAUCUCUCUUUGAGACAAUCCCACUGUAUGCUAUUCAAGACCACCUUGGAAAGUACCACCAAGUGAAGACAGUCCAGCAAGAGGAAAUCCUAACAGGAGAUGUAAGAAGCUAUAGGUGGCUUUUUGAAACAAGGCCCAUUGACCAAUUUGAUGAAAGCCUUUGUAAAUUUCAGAUAAUUAGAGGAAUAUCUGCUGAAGAAAUACAAGCAGGGAGUGUGAAAUCUGCUAGAUGGUUGUUUGAAACUCAGCCCCUUGAUUCAAUUAAAUAUUUUAGCAAUGAGGAAGAAACAGAAAGCAAAACUGAACAAACUACAGAUAUUGUUAAAGGGGAUGUCAAAACCUGUAAAUGGCUAUUUGAGACCCAGCCAAUGGAGUCUCUUUAUGAAAAGGUUUCCUUGAUGACAAACACUGAAGAUAUCCACAAAGGUGAUGUCCGAGGCUGUACCUGGCUUUUUGAAACUCAGCCACUUGAUACUAUAAAAGAUGACUCUGAAGCAACAGUCAAACUUCAAACUGUAAAGCAGGAGGAGAUCCAAGGUGGGGAUGUUCGGAAAGCAUGUUUUCUCUUUGAGACAGAAAAUCUGGACAACAUACAAGGGAAUGAAGGGAAGGAAACCAAGCCUGUGGAGAUGGAUAUACAAGCUGGAGAUGUCUCUGGCAUGAAGUAUAAGUUCGAAAAUCAGCCCUUAGAUUCAAUCAGUUGCAGUUCAGAAGAUGUUUUGAAUAAGAUCAAAACCCUAAAAACCGAAGACAUUCAGAACGGUAAUGUGUUACAUUGUAGGUGGCUAUUUGAAAACAAACCCAUUGAUAGGAUAAAAGAAAAUCAAGAAGGUGAUGGAUUGGUUAAGACAGUGACAGACAUACAAGGUGGAAAUGUGAGAAAGGGCUGCUUCGUUUUUGAGACAUUUUCUUUGGAUGAGAUUAAAGAAGAAUCUGAUGGCAUCAGCACCAGGGAAACAAACACUGAAGAAGUAAUAAAAGGUGACGUAAAAAGCUACAAAAUGCUCUUUGAAACACAGCCACUCUAUGCAAUUCGAGAUCAAGAAGGGUUUUAUCAUGAAGUGACAACAGUUAAAAAAGAAGAAGUAAUUCAUGGAGAUGUACGGGGAACAAGGUGGCUCUUUGAAACCAAACCAUUAGACUCCAUUAACGAAUCAGAAGAUGUAUAUGUCAUUAAAGCUGUCACCCAGGAAGACAUUCAGAAGGGGGAUGUGAGUUCUGUCAGGUACAGAUUUGAAACUCAGCCACUGGAUCAGAUUUCAGAUGAAUCCCAUAAUAUUGUGCACACUGUUGACUAUAUUCAAGGAGGCAAUGUGAAGAUGGGUAAACAAUUCUUUGAGACUGAAAAUGGUGACAAGAAGAAUUAUAUCAGAACAGUAAGUGUCAAUGAAAUACAAAAGGGCAAUGUUAAGACUUCUACUUGGCUCUUUGAAACUCAUAGCAUAGAUGAGCUGGGAGAAGGAUCUGGAUAUGAAAAUAUCAAGACUGUCACCCAGGAAGAGGUGCAGAAAGGUGACGUUAAGAAUGCAGUGUGGCUUUUUGAAAAUCAAACAUUGGAUUCUAUCAAGGAAGUAGAUGAAAGUGCUGCAAAAAUGACCAAAGAAGAAAUUCCUCCAUCGAAUGUCAAAACAACGACAUGGCUGUUUGAAACAACACCUAUUCAUGAAUUUAAUGAAACCAAAGUAGAGAAGGUAGAAAUUAUUGGCAAAAGCAUCAAAGAAACACUGGAAAGCCUCUACUCUCAAAGAGUUAUUGAAGCUCCUGGAAUUAUCAUCGAAGCUGAUGAAGUUGGGGAUGUCCGAAUGGCAAAAUACAAGCUCAUGAACCAAACAACUCCAGAGAUACAGAAGGAAGAUGUUAUCAGAGCUGAUCUCAAAAGCAUAAUGAUGAAUUUACUUUCCCAAAGAGACUGUACAAAGAAAGAGAUAUUUGUCAGCGAAGAGGAGAAGGGAAAUGUCAAUUUGACUAAAACUCAAUUAUUAAACAGAUCAACUGAAUUUCAUGCUGAAAAGGAAGAGAUAGUGAGAGGGGAUGUAAAACAAGCAAUAACAAAUCUGUUCUCAGAGGAAAGAUGUGCAAAGAAAGGAAUAUUAAUUCAAGAAGAUGAAAAAGGAGAUAUUAACAUGACUAUCUAUUGUCUUCUGCACGAAAAUGCUGGUGACAAGAUUGAGCGUGAAGACAUAAUAGGAGGUGAUGUAAGACGUACCAUUCACGACCUGUUAUCUUCUACAUCAAAUGCUAAAAUACCUGAAAGGACAAAAAUUGAUGCCUCAGAGAGGGGAAACGUUCAGUUCUUCACAACAUGCAUAGAAACUGGAGCUUUGGAUUACCUCAAACAACUCCAAACAGGGACAAAUGAAACUCUCACAGAUAGGAAACAAGAGGGAGGGGAAGAAAUAAUUGGCGGUGAUGUUGAGGGCACAAAACUGUUACUAAAGAAAAGGCAGUCUCUGUUUGAACGUACUGUUAAUGAAACUGACAUAAUCUCAGGAGAUGUGCAUAAUACAAUUAAAGUCUUAAUGACAGGGCCUCAGAGUUCAUCUAAUAAGACACAGAAAGAAGAGAUUAUAAAAGGUGAUUUGAAAUCAACCCUAAAUUCUCUCAACCAGGCCAUGAAUCAGAAAAUAAUGGCUGAAACAGAAGAAAUUAUAAAAGGUGACAGGCUGGACACACUGGAGUCAAGUGACAGACAGAAGGAAUCUAAACAAUCUGGUAGCAUCCCUAGUGAUAUUGAGCAAGCUAUUGAGUGCCUGGAGAAGGCUACAAAUACAAGGACUGAAAUACUGAAAAAAGAGUUGAUACUAGAUGAUCUUGAAACAUCGUUAAGGUCUUUGAAAGAAGCACAAUGGGGUUUCAAAGAAGUUGAUAAGGCAGGCAUAAACAAAGAAGAUGCACUGCCUGGGACAGCAGGAUUCUCAGAAAGACAAAAAACAGGGAUUAAUCCAGCAGCUGUCCAGAGAGACAAAAAAAGUCUUCUUCAACCAAUGCCAGGACCCUUUGAGCCAGUAACCAGGCAGCAAGCAGGACCAGGCACUCUCAAUGAAACUACCCAGAAAUCCUACCACCGGUCUUUAAUAGAAGAAAGAUCUGAGGCUAAUCUUCCCAGAGCCCCUAAGGGCACUGUAAAAAUUGUCAUUGAUCGUGAACAAAACAAUGAUGCUCUUGAGAAAAGCCUUAGGAGGAUGUCUAACUCAGAACACAGAGCUAUGAAAAGUGUCUUAGACAUGGGUGACAGAAUUGGCAUCUGGACUGAGAGCAAAGAGUAUCUGUGUGGUGGCAAGGAUAUGGGCAAACAGGUAACUGCAACCACGUCAAUGAAGGAAAACCUAAAAACCAAGGAAUCAGAGGAUGUGAUAGAUUCGAAGGAUGAUAUCUUUAACUUCACCCAGUCUGUGGAUAAAACGUUUAGAAAGCAGCAGACUCAAACUUGUGAACUAGGGAAUGACCACCAGAAGUCUCAGUUCCAGGAUUCCUAUAGGAAGAGGCAAAAUAAUACCAAAAACAUGAAUAUAUCAUCAGUGGUACAAAGUUAUACACCAAAUCCCACCCAACAUCUUAUCAACAAGACAGCUGGAGAAAUGCAUGGGAUGACAAGGGACUUUCAGAAGCAAACCUUCCUAAGCCAGGAAACACGGUAUUCUCAUAAAGAUACAAAGAAAAAUGACACGUGCCUUCAACCUUUGCCUGCAGAUAAGGAUGUACACAAUGUAACAGGAGUAAGAGUCUCUGGGAAAAGCCACAAAAAAUUUCAGGCAACUGACAAAGAACAGAAAAUUGAUGUUUGUCUAGAAAGCCAGGACUUUCUAAUGAAGACAAAUACUUCCAAAGAGUUGAAAAUGGCAAUGGAGAGGUCCUUUAAUCCAAUCAACCUUCACCCCGAGUAUAAUAUAAAAGAAAAUGAGGACUCCCUUCCACCUCCAUCUCCCCCUCCUCCUCCACCUUCCAAUGCAUCAUCUGAAACUGAAUUUCCUCUCCCCCCUCCACCACCUUUAAUGCUGUUGCCUGAAAAAGAUGAGUUUCCUCCCUCAUCAUCCACAGGGAAGACAAAGACUGAAUUUGAAAGCUUCCCAAGUCUCCCUCUUCCUCCACCACCAGUAGAUGAGAAAUCUGAAAGAGAAUGUUUGUCAGCAUCCCUACCACCUCCUCCAAAGCCAUCACAAGCAGCACAUCUUCUUGCCUCCUCUGUCCUAGAAAAUCAAAGUGAAGCAUUCACACAGCAGUAUUCCCAAAGAGAAGCCUCAGGCUCUCAGCAAAUUCAUUCUCAGGCUAACACCCUAACAGGGAAAUCACCACCUCCUACACUCCCCAAACCCAAACUUCCCAAGAGAAUUAAAAAUAAAAUGAGCCAGCAGUCCCCAAAUGAUGAAUUGGGAAGAUCUCUGUCAGAUAUGGAAAUUAAAACUACUCUGUCAAAGAAUCAGAAAAGAUCAAUGGUGGCAAUGGGCAGUGAGCACACAGAGACACAGCAGGAAGUAUCAAGAAAAGGUCUUGAUGAAAGAAAACAGCUGUCCAUCCACUCUGCAAACUCUCUCUCUCAGACAGCUCCAGAAAUCCCAGCACUCAAGGGAAAACAGACAGUGCCCCUUGUUAAAUCCCACUCAUUUCCAUCAGGUUCAGAACAACAAAGUCCAAAGCCUUAUGUGAGAAAAUUUAAGACGCCUUUAAUGAUAGCUGAAGAAAAAUACAGACGGCAAAAGGAAGAGAUUGAAAAACAGAGACAGGAGAAUCCUUGCCACAGCAUUGUCCAAACAGAAACCUACCACCAAAACAUAUCAGAGAGAGAGAAAGAAUUAGCAUCACACAAAGCAGCUGAGGCAGUCCCCAUACCCAGAAAGGAUUUGGAUUUGACUAGGGCACAAUCCAACCUGGACUCUAAGAACAGGGCUGUGCUUGCAGGCAUGAGUUCUGACAGUCAGCUCUCCACAGCUUCUGCAUUGAUGGUUGCUACUGAGAGGCUCCAGCAUGUUCUAGCAGCUUCAGAAGAUAAGUGUACCAUUAGAAAGGAAGGCAUACAAAGCUCGAAGGACAUGCUGCAAUCGAAAUCAGCUUGUGAAAUUAGCCAGAGUCACAAUGAAAGUAAGACACAACAAACACUUGAGCAACAUAUGGAGUACUUGCCCUUUCCCCAAAGCAAACCAAUUUUCCCAAGUUUCAAAGUGAAAACUAUCAAGCUUCCAACUCUAGAUCAUACAUCGACUGAAACAGAUCUCAGUUCUGAAAGUCACAUAAAGCAAUCUGAAGUUGACAUCCAAACCAUUGCUAAACCAAUGAAUCAGGAAAUCAAGAAAACCCAAGCAAGGGCACAAUGUGAUAAUAAGCAACCUGUGCCUGAAAAAUCUUCUCAAUUACCUAAAACAGAGAAAAGGGUGACAGUGCAAAUGCCUGAAGACUACUCAGAGAAAAAUCAAGAGAGUAAGCUCAAAACAGUUCCCAAGAGACAGAGGGGAUUUGGGGAGUUUGACAGAGGGAAUAUCCUAGGGAGUGAAGAAAGGAAUCAGGACUUAUCAAUGAGCAGGUCAAAAGAAGACAGAUUAAUAGUUGAAAGAAAACAAGAAGAUCUGCAGGACCAGCGAGUACCAAGGUUAGUCCAGCAAAAGAUUAUAGAUGUAUGUCUGGACUCACAGACUCAGAAUUUUCAGCAAACACAAAUACAAGCUUCUGGAAGUACAGUUGAGCAUAAAACAUUGCCCCAGUCACCUAAUGACAUGCCAGAGAAAAAAUGUCUUAGAGCCAACGGCAUGCAACAGAGACAUGUCUCUCCUAACACUGAAGAUUCGAAACAAGAGAUUACACAGAACAAAUCUCCAUUUUCCUCUGUGAAAGGAUCCCAGCACGAUGAUGGAAAAUGUGGCAUAAAUAUAUUGGAAUUCUUGAGAAAACGUGAAGAACUACAGCAGAUUUUGUCUAGAGUAAAACAGUUUGAAGCAGAGUCAAAUAAAAGUGGCCUUAAAACAUUUCAGACACUGUUAAAUAUUGUUCCAGUAUGGCUGAUAAGUGAAGAAAAAAGAGAAUAUGGAGUUCGUGUUGCCAUGGAGAAUAAUUUAGAAAAAGUCAAAGAAGAAAUAGCACAUAUUAAAACUCAAGCAGAGGAUAUGCUUGUGCACUGUGAACAUAUAAUUCAAACAGCCAUGAUGGCCUCGCAAACAGGAAAGCAGAGAGAUAAGCCUACCCAUCUUAAUGAAAUGUCAUUGAAAGUGUCUAAUGUUAAUGCCAGCUCUAAUAAAUGCACUGAACAGAAAGAAAAUAAAAUUGUAGAAGAAAAACUAUCUUCACACCACCAAGUAGCAACGACUCAUAAUCCUGCUAGCACACAUCAGGAGACUAAGGGAGGAGAUAAUAAGAUUGCUCCUCCCUCUUUGAAAACUCGCCCGCCAUCACCAACUUUCAUUACAAUAGAGUCCACUGCCCGACGAGCAGAAGCCUCCACUAAGAGUGAGCUUUCGCAGUCCCCUAAAAAGAACAGUUGUACUGAACCUCCACCCCGAAGACCCACAGAGCAAACAUCUAGACUUCACAGAACAUGUACCUCCCCAUCCCCACCAAGGAGUCGCUCAGAACAACUGGUUAAACUCAAAGACACCACGGCCAGAUUAGCCAGAGGUACCGUUCCAUGUUCACCAGGGACCCCAGUUCCAAUUGUGGAGAAGAGAUCUGAAGUUGUCAUGUCUCCAGCCACACUCCGCAGGCAAAUUAAGAUAGAAAGUCAUGCCAGGGACUCUCCACCCACCAUUACAAUACCUGUUAGUGUAAACCAUGUCGUUAGUGGUUCCUUCAGAGACUCUGUGGAAGCUCAAGAGGCAAUGAGGAAGAUAGAGCAAAAGGAGACUUACAUUCAUAAAGAUAAAAUGAAUUCGAUCAACAACACAAUGCCAGCGAUGGAAAGCUAUGACGCAGUUGAGAUCAUCCGCCAGGUGGGAGGGCCUCGCCUAUCAGAACGCACAGAGAGAUUUGAAGCCGCCAAUCAAACAGUUCAGAUGGCUGAACAUUUUCUGAAUGGCCAUGAAAACGAAAUAAACAGAUGGUUUAGGGAAUUUGAGAAUGGCCCAGUUUUCGGAGCGAAGACAGAGAGAAGAGCUUAUGCAAAUGGUGAAAUAAACCACAACAUGAAACAAGAGAGUCACACAUUUCGUAAGGAGGAAUUUGGAUUAGCAUCUUCUGGAAAUGCUAAUUUUACAGGCUUUUCAUACAGACAUCCUAGAGAGCGCCAAGAAGAAGCUGCAGCUAUGCAGCCCAGGGUUCACUCUGAAGGAAGGUCUCUGAGUGAGCAUUUCUUAGGUUUGGAUGCAUUUAACCAUCAGAUUGUUGGGUCAAAGGUGGCAACCUCAUCCUCACGUAGCUCAGAAGCUGGCAGGUCUGGCUUCGACUUCAAGCAUGCCCCACCAACCUAUGAAGAUGUGAUCGCUGGCCAUAUCCUAGAUCUUUCAGAUUCACCUACAAAUCUCAGAAGAGAUUUUCAGAAGACAUGGCAAGAGAGCGAGAGGGUUUUUCAGCGCUUGGGAUAUGAAACUGCAGCUGCACAAGCACCUGAAAUGAGCAGGGCCUUCCUGGAGGAAUCUGCCUUUAUAAGUGAAACUGCUGGUCCAAGACAAGGAAACCUGCAUAAUUUGUCAAAAGACAGUUUAUCCAAUGGAGCGCCUCGUAGCAGACAAGCAGAAUUUUCAUAAGUCUUGUUUCAGAUGCCAUCACUGCAGCA
Molecule: messenger RNA, 10019 nt
Organism: Peromyscus californicus insignis
Lineage: Eukaryota; Metazoa; Chordata; Mammalia; Rodentia; Cricetidae
Gene: Xirp2
Product: xin actin binding repeat containing 2
Exons: 7
Coding region: 79-9990 (3303 amino acids)
Biological process (GO): actin cytoskeleton organization; actin filament organization
Cellular component (GO): stress fiber; focal adhesion
Molecular function (GO): actin filament binding
Source: RefSeq, a predicted model, not a curated record